AUGGCUUCCGCCGCUGCUACACAGGCAUGCGAUCUGCUGAAGGCUGCAUUUCCUGGGCAGGUCACAACCCUUGCCGAUGGGCCAGAGUAUGAGUCCAAACGAGACCAGCCAUGGUCUCAGACCUGUUGGGUGCCAUCUACCGCUUUCGUCGCCCUGAAUAGUGCCGGUGAAGUUGCCUCCGCGCUUGCAAUCAUCAAGAAAACAGGUUGCAAAUUCGCAAUCCGAUCCAGCGGCCAUAACCCCAACGUUGGCUUCAGCAGUGUUGACGACUCAGGAGUGGUAUUCGACCUGCGCGGACUGAACGAGAAAACCUUGGAUAGCGACGGUGUCCUGCAUGCUGGACCUGGAAACACGUGGGGAGAAGUUUACCAAUACCUUCAGGGGAAGGGACUUUCGCCUACCGGUGGUCGAGAGGUCCAAGUCGGACUUGGGGGCUUCCUCACUGGAGGCGGUUAUCCCCCUUUCCCCAGCCUCCACGGAACUGGACCGGACAAUGUUAAGGGGUUCGAGAUUGUUCUGGCCGAUGGAAAUAUUGUUGAAGCUAACGCCAGUAUCAACGAGAGCUUGUGGCGUGCCAUUAAAGGCGGCACCUCCAACUUCGGCAUUGUCACUCGUUUCGACAUUGAGACACACCCAUUGAUCAAGGCCCAGUUCACCAUUGACAUGUAUGACCCGUCUGACUAUAUGAACAUCAAUGCGGCAACUCUCUCUGUACAGGACGAGAUGGAAAAGGACCCUAAGCUCAACCUAUUCACUAACUACAAUAUGGGUUUUGUCGCCGUAUUCCAAUUGUACGCGGACUGCCCCACGGAACGACCUAAGGCUUUCGAAGUGUUGGAAAAUCUCCCGAGCAAGAUUAACACGCCUUUGCCAAAAACCGACGGUACCGUUCUUUCCUUCGUUGAAACACUUAGCAAGAUGGGUCAUGUGCCCUUUUCCCUCAAUCGUAAGAUUGCUACCCUCACCACCAAGCUUUCUCAGGAGCUGUACGACGACGUAUAUAAGCUUUGGCAAGGGAUCUCAAAGAAAAUACCAGACGGGGCCAUGCUUCAUUACACUAUCCAGCCUCUGUCGACGCAUGCUGUUCAAGCGGGGGAGCACAGGGGAGCAAAUAUGCUGGGAUUGAAGAAGAUCCCACAGACUUGUAAGCGCCUUACCAGAUGGCUCAUUUUUGUCUACUUAAUCUUAACUUAUCUUAACUUCACAGGGUGGGUGUUUACUGCCGAAUGGCCAAAGGAUCUUGAAAAAGGCUCAGCUGUAGUAGAAGCUCAUGAGGAGCUACUUCAGGGCGUGGAAAAGAUGGCCCGGGACAAGGGUAUACUCCUCGACUACCUGUGCCCGAGUUUUGCCGGGGCCUCGCAGAAGGUGAUGCGUAGCUUUGGAGGACCAAAUCUACAGAGGAUUCAGGAUAUAGCAGCGAACUAUGACCCUGAUGGAGUGUUCCAGAAGUUACAGAAUGACGGCUUCCUGCUCAGGUAUGCUUAA
This is a messenger RNA of Neoarthrinium moseri, 1485 nucleotides long. RefSeq lists its product as uncharacterized. The record is from RefSeq and is a predicted model, not a curated record. NCBI's taxonomy places the organism in Eukaryota, Fungi, Ascomycota, Sordariomycetes, Amphisphaeriales, Apiosporaceae. Bases 1 to 1485 code for a protein of 494 amino acids. The transcript is spliced from 6 exons. Gene Ontology annotation, molecular function: FAD binding.